AUUGGACAUUGUUCGGUAAAUUUAGUGACUCUUAUUCAAAUACAUUUCUGUUGGCCAGUUUUGUUGUAUUCUGUCAGGGAGAUCGUAGCAAUGAAUAUCUUCAGAUUACUAGGGGACCUUUCCCACCUUGCUGCACUCUUGAUAUUGCUACUAAAAAUUUAUUCGACGCGUUCUUGCAAAGGUCUUUCUGGUAAAACCCAAAUUAUGUUCGCUUUGGUGUUUACCACUCGAUAUGUUGACUUGUUCAUUUAUUAUAUAUCUGCAUACAACACGAUCAUGAAAAUUACUUUCAUUGUGAUGUCUUAUUUGACGGUUUACUUCAUGUACGUCAAGUUCAAAGCAACUUUAGACUCAAAUGACCAUCUCUUUCGCCUUCCCUAUUUUGUAAUUCCGAUUGGAGGUCUGGCUUGUCUCGUUAAUCAUAAAUUGCAGUUCUUGGAGGUACUGUGGACAUUUUCCAUAUAUUUGGAAGCAGUGGCCAUUCUACCUCAAUUAUUCAUGAUCAGCAGUACAGGAGAGGCAGAGACGAUAACUGCUCACUAUUUAUUUGCAUUAGGGUCAUAUCGUGCUUUAUAUCUAGUCAAUUGGAUCUAUCGUUACUAUGUGGAAGAUGUCUACGACUUAGUGGCUAUUGUUGCUGGCUGUGUUCAGACGCUACUAUACAUUGAUUUCUUCUAUCUUUAUGUUACCAGAGGUAAGAAUUAGUAAUUUAAACUCGCUAUUCUUGAAGUUUUAUGACUUAAUCACCUAGAUACCCAACUAUCGAUCAGUUACGUUACUGACUCAAACCCUGUUUCAGUUUAGGGAGCUAAGCUGUAGCGUUAGUCACCACACAGCAGGUCUGAUUCAACCUAGUAUGGAUUCAUUUUUAGAGCUGAGUUUUGGUAUGAUUCUCCUUGAGCCUCACCAUCUUUUUUCGUUCUAUUUAUUGUAUUUAAAAAACACCAUCCAGUGUAGUUUAUUUAUUAAUGGGAAUAUUUAUUCAGAUGCAAAGAGGAUAUUGGAAAUACCAGUCUUUUUACUCGUUUUUAUCAAUCAAAGCGUCAUGUUUUUAGCCGUUCUACGUCGGAAUAAUUUCAGAUAAUGAAAUAACUGGUCAUAAUUGACCUGUGCAUAAGCGAGAAUUCACAGCUAUCACAGGACCAUAGAAAAUUAAAACAAGCAAUGAAGAUGAGGACCCUAUUAACAACUAUGCGAAGUGUGCAGAAAACAAAAGAAUGAUGCCAAAAAUGCUGGUUUUCCAUAUAAAGGUGAUGGCAUGUUUGGUAUAGUCAAACAUUGGUAGGAAAAUUGUAUAAAAAGAACCUACUAAGCCAAUAAACUCAUGUUUCUCAGUAACACUGAGUGAAUACGUGCUGCGACCAGGACGGCAAGAUAAGACUCUAAUGCACUAUGCUUCAUACAAUUAUCAAAAGAUUAUUGAACAAGAGGAUGCUUACCUGCUUGAUUCUAACUGUCACACUAAACCUUUACAUGCCGGAGAAAUUGAGGGUGGUGUGAAUCUACCAUGGUGGUAUUAAUCGUAACUUGGUGUAAACACACCCUUUCUCGUGUAUAUUCAUAUUUUUCAUUUCUAGCAUACUCUGAUAAUUUUUACUGCUAUUACCACUGUUACUAGGAUUAUCUUUAUAUUACUUUCAAAUUUCUCGUGAUUACAUAGCUCUACACUGUUGCCAAAUCGUUUACCAUACUAUUGACUAUUCUGUUUACUGUUAAAUUAUUCGAUUUUCACCCGUUUAAACAUCCCUUGCAACCUGCAAAAAUUAUUUAUAUAUCGUUAAGUCAAAAUUAGUGUGUACAUAUCCCUGUAUUAUAUCAUAAUGGUAUGCGUAAUCAGCUUUAUAGGGAGAAUACAACCGCCAUCUGUCAUACUGAAUUCAUUAAAUCUUGCUUUUUCGCCUUCAUUGCUUAUUUCACGUUUGUAUCGACGAGAGAAUAUUUUCAAAUCAUAACAAUAACAAAGAUUCUAACUGAUAUUUUAGCUCUUACUACUAGACACAAUUGUCUUAAUUGUAUAUGGAAUGAAUCAUACUAACUUGAUGCCCGAGUUUUUCCAAACCACCCAGUCCAUUGUCAGCCAGGAUGCGUUCAAACCGUAUUAGAGUUGUCUGUUCGAUAUAGCGCACAACGAUAUAGUAUAAUUUGCUGGAUGAAGUUUCAAGCAGAAUUUAUUGCUCAUAAUCAUAUCAAGGGCGUUGAAAGUGAGCACCAACUGAAGAACCUUAGGUGAGGUCUUCCUUUUAUGGUACAACUCAAUACUUCAAUUAGCUUCAUGUGCAUUACGUUUAGAUGGUGAUAAGCACUAGAUGAAAUCCAGCCUUUUCAUAUGCAAGUAUCUGACAGUUUUCUUUAAAUGUACCAUUUAACCUAUGCGUUAUCUUUUCUUUUUUUCCAAUUAUUUUACAUAUAGUACUGAAAGGUCGUAAUUUGAUUCUCCCAGUGUGAAAAACAAGUUUUCUGCAUCUUUGGUUGCAUUAUUAUAAUCCUUUAUUUCAUGAUAAUAUGCGUGUCCUGUUGGUCAACCUACAAAGCUUUCAUACCUCAAGUGCCCAAACAACCAUUCAUUGUUAUUAUUAUUGAUAUUCUAUCGAUAUCUUAGCUUGUUUUCUUUUUUCUAAACAUCCUCUCUGUCACUUUUGAAAGAGAAAAGGUAAUUGUGAAGCAUCUUACUAUUCUAACCUACUUAGACAUCUUUCCUAACAUCGGUGAUAUGCAUGAUUUACUAUUCAGGUAGAAGUGAGAUCAGUGCAAUUCUUUCUUUUUGUUUUUUUUCAGUUACGCUAUAUGCACCUUUUUGAUAAGGAGACUUUGCCAACUUGAUGCACCGACACAUCUUUUUGUUGUUUUUCUUGUUCCCAUUCUUUCAAUGAUAAGCGAACAACAACAUAUUAGUGUUGUUAUUAAAAUUUGUUCGUUGUGCUUUUCCGCUGACUUUUGAAAUAAGAAAAUGGCGCUUUAAUCAAACUAGAGGGUUUUCAUCAUAGGUGUCUUCGUAGCAUUUGGUGAAAUCACCAUGUGAACGAUGUUGAGGCCAGGAGAAGGGCACUAGGUUAUACAGGCAAGUCGGUUGAUGAGAUUGUAAACCUUCAUCGGCUGAGAUAGCUUGGAUAUGUGUUAUGCAUGCUGAGUCCCCGCCCACCUCGACGUGCCAUUCCACAAGGAGUUGGAUGAAGUUGGAAGAGGGUUCAGGGUGGCCAGACCAAGACCUGGCACCAGUCAAUGAAGUCUCUGACUGUUGGUCUGAGCCAUAUGGGGAGAUUCAGACUACUUGACUGGGGUCCACAAGACGAUAGGAAUAGUUAGGUUGAGGAAUCUUGGUGAUAUGGCUGAAAGUCGGUCGC
Molecule: messenger RNA, 3341 nt
Organism: Heterobilharzia americana
Lineage: Eukaryota; Metazoa; Platyhelminthes; Trematoda; Strigeidida; Schistosomatidae
Source: the annotation of a GenBank genome assembly